AGCGUCUCCUGCCGACCGCGGGCUCCCGAGCGCUGAAAAUCCGUCGUGAUUUUUUUUUAUUUUUUUUUUUACUUUAUUUAUUUAUUUAUUUAUCGGCUCGAAACCGACUCCGCCGACACUCGGAGAGAAAGUAUUGUUGUUUUUUUUCCCCGCGGCAUAACAGCGAAGCGAUGGCGUCGUCAAACUAACGACUGAUAACACUGGGUCUACAGCGCUUCCCUGUGACCCAGCCUUCGCAUAAUUGGACCCAGUCAUGACAGGCCGUGAGAAGCUUCAGGCACCACCGUUCUGAAAGAGUAACCCUUCUGCCUGACUGAACCCCGACAGGUCUGUGCUGGAGUGAGGAAGGCAGAGAUGAAGGUGGUGCGGCGGAGAGACUCACACAGCCCGUUCUCUGAAAACUCAGACAAUGACUGUGAGGACGAAAGGGGCGCCGACUGCAGGAAGGCUGACGGAGUUUGCCUGUGUGAGAAGGGACCCUACUGCAAACAGCAUCCUCAAACGGAGAGCAGCCUGAAGUGCAGUGAAUGUGGUAAAAACAAGGCGAUAGUCGCCAGAUACUCUGAAGGCUACGGUACUGAGGAGGAGUGUGUGCAGUCUGAUCCUCAAGGAGAGAGUGAUGCAGAUGCAGACAUAGAGGAUACAGACAGCAGACUACAGGUGGUGGGUUCUCUUCAGCGAAUCAGCUCUCGCAAACGAAAGCGGCAGCGAAUCGCACGGCAGGACACGACAGAGAGUGAGGAUGACGGAGGGAGGAGCCACCGGACCCACCGCUGGAGCCUGAGGCUGAGCCCCCAUCGCACACACAACAGAACCAUAUUAGAGGAGAGCAUUUCUCAGGUAAGGCCGCUGGUGAUUUGUCGCUGUAACGCGUUAGAAACCCCGGCCGCCUCGGACAACAAGCCCCAAAGAGGAAGAUGGCUGCUGAAAGCUUGGCCUUUCUCUCUCUCUUUCCCUCUGUUCUUUCUCCUCAUCCUUCUUCCUGUCUCCAUAUCUAUCAUAAUUGUGUUCUUUUCAUUCCUUCUCCCACUUACUAACACCUGACACCCUCUGCGCCCCCCACGGUGCGCAGUCAUUUUUACUGUGUGGUAUUAAGUGUGCUCAGUGUUAUUAGAAGGUAUUGCACUAAAGCCUUGGAACUAAAGUGGUCGGCCUAUCAGGUCGUCCGAGUGGUCACCACGUCAUCUUUGAGUGAUACGUGUUAAUGGACAUUAGUUAUAUUAGUUAUUUUAUCUCUUUAUGUAAAAAUUUACGAACGUCUGCGUUUCCUUUAGGGCUCCUUUGAAGAAGACUAAUAAAUGACGUCCUUUACUGUCCGACAGAAAUGCUGUAAAUCACUGUUCCUUUCCAGUCUGUACUGCAACAUUUAGUAAAUAAUUAUGAUUUAACCCUUAGAAGUUGAGAGUUAUAACUUUUGCGCUAAGUUAGGGGGGCGGAGCACAACCUAACACUGUUCUUCGAUAAAUAAUUGAUGGAAUCUUUUAGUAAGACGAAUAUUAAUAAUUUUCCUUAAAGGUAUAUAUAUAUAGUACUGUGUGAAAGUUUUAGGCAUCUAAGCAAACAGGUGACCUCAGCAGUGAGUUUAUCACAAUAUACAUUAGAAUAAAGUCGUAUUCAUAAUUCAAAUAAACAGAA
Molecule: messenger RNA, 1635 nt
Organism: Pygocentrus nattereri (red-bellied piranha)
Lineage: Eukaryota; Metazoa; Chordata; Actinopteri; Characiformes; Serrasalmidae
Exons: 7
Coding region: 355-1044 (229 amino acids)
Source: RefSeq, a predicted model, not a curated record